Pygocentrus nattereri (red-bellied piranha) is the source of this 4463-nucleotide messenger RNA. It is a transcript of the gene lnx1, whose product is annotated as ligand of numb-protein X 1. The transcript is spliced from 11 exons. Gene Ontology annotation, cellular component: cytoplasm. NCBI's taxonomy places the organism in Eukaryota, Metazoa, Chordata, Actinopteri, Characiformes, Serrasalmidae. The record is from RefSeq and is a predicted model, not a curated record. Gene Ontology annotation, biological process: ubiquitin-dependent protein catabolic process. Bases 360 to 3161 code for a protein of 933 amino acids. Gene Ontology annotation, molecular function: ubiquitin-protein transferase activity; protein binding; metal ion binding.
AGCUGUGCUUUGCUCUGCCGAGACUCUUCCUGCUACAGAUGUGCACUGCGGAUUGUACGGAUCUUCAAGAUCACACACUGUGGAGCGGAAAACAGCUGACGACAGAGACAAAUUCUCUCUCUCUCUCUCUCUCUCUCUCUCUCUCUCUCUCUCUCUCUCUCUCUCUCUCUCUCUCUCCCUCUGUGGGCCAGCAGCCGACUCUAUCUAGGAUUACCUGUGCAGGUGAGGCACUGAGGACAGAACAGAAGAACAAACUGAACUCACUGUCCCAGUGAAGUCCACCCCAGCAAACUUCUUCACUUCUUCAAAGCUUGUGAUCAAGCUCCACACAUCCCCAUCCAAUCCGCCAUCUUCAGCCAAUGACUGAAGCAGAAGACAUAGGUGCCAUGGCAAUGGCAGCAGGUGAUGCCGUGAUAGAUAGACAGGAUGUAGUGGCUGCCAUGGCGACCAGUGACACCAUGGAAGUAGGCAAGGAUGAAGGAGGCGCCAUGGCAACCAUUGGUGCUGCAGUUGGGUUAUCCGAGGAAGCAGGUACCAUGGUGAUGCCAACUGCAACCCAUGGCUCAAUGGAAUUGUCUAUCCCUGGAACCACAAUAAUACCAGUGGGUGAAGCUACAGCUAUGCCAGUGGAUGGUGCUAUAGCAAUGCCAAUGGAUAGUGCUAUGGCAAUUGAUAUUGCUAUGGCAUUGCCAGUUGAUGAUGCCACAACAAUACCAACAGAUGGUGCCAUGGCAAUGCCUGUGGAUGGUGCCACAGCAAUGCCAGAGGACAGUGCCAUAGCUAUACCAGUGAAUGGUGCCACAGCUAUACCAGUGGAUGAUGCCACAGCAAUUCCGAUGGAUGGUGCUACAGCAAUGCCAAUGGAUGGUGCUACAGCAAUGCCAAUGGACGAUGCCACAGCUUUAGGGCCCACUGCUCCUCCUGUGGAUCUCUGCAAGGUCUGUGGGCAGCGGCACCUGCUGGACGAGAACCAUGAGUAUAACUAUAAGGAAGAGGUGGAUGACGAGCUCCUCUGCCACAUCUGCCUGCAGCCCCUGAUCCGUCCACUGGACACACCCUGUGGCCACACCUACUGCCAGGAGUGCCUGACCAGCUUCCUUCUGGAGAGUGACUUCUGCCCAGUGGACCGCGUGCCGCUCCUGUUGCAGACCUGCCGCAAGUCCAGCCUGCUCGUCAGCAAGUUGCUGGACAAGCUAAUCAUAGCCUGUCCCUUCAGUGACUUCUGCUCUGACAUCAUGCCCAGGGGAGAGCUGCAGGGGCACCUCCAAAGCAGGUGUAAAGGAGCGUCACACUAUGGCCUGUCGGCUGAAAGGAAGCGUCGCUCUCAAGAAGGAGACUGUACUGACAGCACGUCGGAGCUGGCCGUGGCCACGUUGUCCGGUGAUGGCUCGGGCUCCAGCGCUGUGGCCCUGCUGUCUGAUGAGCCUGGCCUGGUCAACCCUGCAUACGAGCCCAGCAUGGAGGACACCAGCCAAUCAGGCAGCACCACCAGCCUGGCAGCACGCUGCAAUUCCAAGAAGAGUGAGUUCCGCAACUUUGACCGCUCAUCAGUACGGAGCCGCUCAUUCCGGCGUUUAAACCGAGCAUUCAGCGUCCUCAGACGCACCAAAAGCGGCACAGCCGUGGCCAAUGAUGGCACAGAGGAGAGGGACAACCUCAGAAAUGCCAACAUACCACAAGAGGUGUUUGCUCUGCCUCAGCGCCACCAUCUCAUCCCAGAUGGUGAGGUCACCACCGUUAAGAUCACUCGACCUGACCCCUGUGAGCCACUGGCCAUCAGCAUCGUCGGGGGCAAUGAGACGCCACUCGUACGCAUCCUCAUUCAGGACAUUUACAGGGAGGGAGUCAUCGCCCGGGAUGGGAGACUGCUGCCUGGAGACAUGAUCCUUAAGGUGAACGGUAUUGAUAUAACCAACGUCCCACACUGCUAUGCCCUGGCUGCUCUAAAGCAGCCUUGCACUUUGCUGAGACUGACUGUUCUCCGUGAGCAACGCCACCGCUACCGUUCUCACCACCACCACCAUGUUCCCGGGCCGGGUGAGCUGUACCCGGGCUCUGGCCCCACAGUCCGAGACGACAGCCUGCAUGUGGUGCUGGUGAAAGGGGCGCCUGACGAGCAGCUGGGCAUCAAGCUGGUUCGGCGGCCCGAAGAACACGGCGUCUUCAUCUUCCACCUGUUAGAGGGUGGCCUGGCUGCCCGCGAUGGACGCCUGCAUGUGGACGACCGCGUGCUAGCCAUUAAUGGCCACGAUCUGAGAUAUGGAGCCCCUGAACAUGCCGCACUGCUAAUACAGGCGAGCGUGGAGAGGGUCCACUUCAUUGUGUCUCGGCAGACACACGUGCCCCCUCCAGACAUCCUGCAGGAGGCUCCGUGGAACAUGGAAGGACCCCCACCCUACUCACCUGUGGACAUAGAGCACACACUACUCGACUCGUGUCAUAAGCCAGCGUGUUAUGAGAAGACGGUCACUCUCUCAAAGGAGCCUAACGAGUCUCUGGGCAUGACUGUAGCUGGGGGCAUGAACAGCCGCGGCUGGGAUCUACCUGUCUACGUCACCAACAUUGACCCCAGUGGGGUGGUGUCCCAGGAGGGAUCCAUCCGCAAAGGUGAUAUCCUGUUAAAUGUGAAUGGUGUGGACCUGACUGGUGUGACUCGGGGCGAGGCUGUGGCUAAUCUGAAGAACACCUCGUCUCCAGUGGUGCUGCGUGUGCUGGAGAUGAGGCCACCGGAUGUUAGCUCUCUAGACUGCAUGCCACCGCUGCACUCGCCCUGCUCACUCUCACCCUGCUCGCCCAGCGACAUCAAAAUGCCCCUGCCCAGCGAUGACUACUCACCAAUCUGGGUUUCCUGGCUUCAGCUGCCCAGGCACCUGUACUCCUGUAAGGACAUUGUGUUGCGGAGGAGCACAUCAGGCAGCCUGGGUUUCAGCAUCGUAGGAGGACAGGAAGAGCUCAACUGCAACCAGUCCUUCUUCAUUCGCUCCAUUGUAGAGGGCACACCUGCCUACAAUGAUGGCAGAAUACGCUGUGGAGAUAUCCUGCUGGAGGUGAACGGGAAGAGCACCUGGGGAAUGACCCACACAGCUCUGGUGCGCCUGCUGAAGGAGCUGAGGGGGCGCAUCACCCUCACCAUCGUUUCCUGGCCCGGCAGCCUGCUAUAGGUCCGCACUGCAUGGGGGAGGGGUUUAUUGCACUGACCCUACACUGGGGGGGCGGGCCUUAACACAGCCCCUGCCCAGGGCUUUGGACAUGGACUUCCUUGGUAGGCAGGUCAUAUGAAAUGGACCGCCCCACCUUUGAAAGGCAGGGCCAAGGCGCUUUGGCCUCGCCCAGGCAGGAGGGGCUUACAUGGACUCCUGCUCAUAACGGUGGGGCUCAUGACAGACUUAACAAAAGCCUUGCAGUUGCUGUUCAGGUAAACUGACAAGACUUUGGAAGGGAUACUGUGAGGAGUCUGGAAGGCUUGUGACAAUAUACACAUACCUGUGCUGGCUGCCUGGGACUAAAGACUCCUAGCCCUGCCCUUACUGAGUUCGCAGUUUAGGCACAGGAAGACACAUAGAGCAACUAAUGACGCUACAACCUGCUGAGGAUGCCACGUUGGCCAAGGGCCUGAAGGUUGGAGUAAGGGAAGCACCGAUUAACAUCAUUAUCACAUCAUUACAAGGAGUGCAUUUGAAGAUACAUGUGAUACAAAGUGUACAUAAGCACUCCUCUAUGGGCACUGUGCAAGAAAUAUAUGGGGUGCGUGACACUGAUUUGGGACAGAAGAGAGGAGUUUCUGGGAAAUCAGGGGAAUAUGGUAGUUUGGGGUGGGAAGGGGACACAAGUUGCCAACUCCGUUAGUUUAUAUGUUAGAACAUGCAUUUAAGUGGACGCACAUUUCUUUACUGUUAAUGUUGGUGUCUGGAGAAGAAAAAAAAAAGAUGAAUUCAAACACUCGUACUAUGAUGACUAUUUCUUUUGUUUUUUGUUUACUUCUCUCUGUUCCUAUGGCCUUUUGGAUAUCGGCUUCGCUUUCUUCGCUCUGACAGUGGUGCAUUCUCUCCAGCCGUUGGCAUGGAGACCCGUUUGCCAAGUAGUUUGUUUUUUUCUUUUUCGUCUGUGCUGGUAUGUUUCAGACGCUGUCGCAAAGACAAAAAUCUCCAGUGAGUAUUAUGAAAAGAAAAAAAAUAAACAGUGGAAGUUGACUAAAAUAAAUACUGUUCACAUGCUCUUUAAAAAAAAAAAGAUAUCUAUGCUUAUAACAAUGAGAUUUUGGCGGCCUUGCUGAUUUUGCUACUCUAGAGACAUGAGCUGAGAGAGCGGAGCGUGGAAGCGUGUUUUUUUUUGUUUUUUUUCGUGUGUGUGAAAGUUGUCACGGGAAGCUGUGCAGUCCAGUGUCUCAGGCUUUUGGCUUGUGUAGUAUACUGUAACUGAUGAUACCUUUGGAUAAAUAACCAAUAAAAAUCAUUCUACAAGGA